UAUCCAUGUGACAUUGUACUUCAAUCUGUGAUGGUAUUUCUUUGUAUGCCAUUUAUUUAUUUAUCAAUAACUGCUUAUACUAGAUAGACAUCUGACAGGCCUUGAGGAAAUCGUAUUCUUAAACAGAUGGCAUAUCGUUUAAAAAAGUCUUAUAUUAGUGAGGAAUUACGAAAAUAGUCGGUGAGUCAACACUGGGUUUUGUAAGCCCGUAUAAGUAGAUACAUGGUAGGUUUUCGCGGGAAUGCCAAGGCUUUCGGACAACUGCACCAUCACCAGGUGGUCCCAACACAGCUGCCCUUCACGGGGUCUGCCAGGGGCUUGGAAAUUAGUUUCAAGUGUCUCUCAUUUAAUCAGGACUAGAGCUCACUUUGUUCCUGGGGCAGAGUAAAAGAUAGUGGUUGCUGCAAAUUUAACCAACAGUGGAAGAUAUGACAGGUGCUCAUGGAUGUUUGUGCAAGAGCAAGUGUGUCUUAUAACUGUUCUAGAUUUACAUGCAACUGCAUACUUGGAAUGAAUGCCAUGGGCUAUAAAUAAUGGAAUUAGUCAAGCUCUGAACGUUCAUGAUAUUUUGUCCACUUCAUAUCCUUCAAAUUGAACAGAAUUUAUGUCACAUUUAUAAAAUUUUAACAUGGAAGAUGAUAAACCUGUACAUUAUUUUACAGGCAGAGUAAGAGCCUUUUGGAAAGGUUUGGUAUUUUUCUCUGAUGCAAGAAAUGUUGCAGUUAUUGACAUUCAUGAUUUAUACAUAAAUGGAAAGCAAGCAUCUUCAAAAGAUUUGAGAUAUUUAGAAGACUUGGUUAAAAAUAGUGAUUGGAAACAGUCUCCAGAAUUGCAUUCCUAUGUAAGUGAAUACCUUUAUGAUGUUCCCACUCCUUGGCCAUACCAACUCUCAGGGAAGGCUCUUUGGAAAGCCAAGUGUGCUUGGUUGGGUUGGAUUCCUAAUUGCAUAAAAAAUGCCAGUAUCAGUAAUAUUGUUCAUAUGCCCAUCAGUUACUACACUGGUAUGGUAAAAAAAAUAUAUAAUGAUAAAAUUCUAUUUGGGGAUAUGAGAAAUGAUGUAAUGGUUUCUUCAGAUAAUGUUUAUGUCAGUGGAGAGAGAGGUUUCAAAAGAAACACCCAUGAUCAUUUAGCAGAUUGGACUAAAAUCCACGCUUACAUUAUCAGAUUAGAUGUUCUAACAGACAUGCAUCUCAGUGGACCUGAACCUGAUUUACCCAUCUGGCCCAAAGAAAGUUUCUCUUCAGAUAUGUGGGUGGCAAAGUUUGCUUGGUUUGGUGAUAUGCCAAAUGAAGUGAGGGAUCAAGUUGGAAGAUAUUAUGUCAUUCGCAUGAACCAGUGGGGUAAUAUAUGCAAUGUUCCGUGGAAGGAUGAAAGUGCUUGGCAAGCAUCUGCCAAUAAAAAAUCUUGGAAAGAAAGAUGUGACUAUGAAGAUAAACAGAGAAUCCAUGAAAGAGAAAUAAGACCCUGCCAGUUAUUAAUGCCAACAGAACAACCAGCUGGAUACAUGAGAGGCUCUCUCCUAUUGGCUGACAGUAAGCAGGCACUCAUGACAAGUUAUGUUGAUUUGAUUGCUUUCAGCAAGGAUAACUUUUAUGUAAAUGGACAAAAAUUCAAGUAUAAUUAUGAUCUUUCUUUUUUCUUUCAAAAUCGUAGAGUUCCCUUAAAUGCAUGGGUGAUACCCUUUGAUAAACCAAAAGUAAUAUUCAACAUAAAUGUUGUGUGGCAUGCAUUAUGUGUGUGGUAUGGAAGUCCACCAAAGGACUUGGAAUACAUUAAGAGUGCUUGUGGAAAAACUGUUGAUGACUUAGUAGAAAGUAAUUCUUCUGUCACAUUAACUCAUUUUUUGGGAAAUGUCCAUGAUUUAUACUCUGAUUCAGGUGAGCUCAUGAGUAAAGCUGGCCUUGAUCAAUCUGUGAAAGUAUCUUUUACAAGAAAAGUUCUUUACAUGUAUGGAAGCAAAUUUCAUAUAGGCUGCAGUCUCCUUGAUAAACAACAAGUACUACAGAAUAACAUUUGGUCAGUUUUAGCUUAUCCAGUGUUGACAGAUCAAGCCAAUGGCAUUCCACAUUAUCAAGCAUUAGUUAUGUGGCGGUAUGAUGAUCAGCACUCAAUGAAUGUGAUAUCAAAGAUUAUUACAGAAUUUGUCGAUGAAACCAAAAAUUAUUGCAAAAGAAAGGAGAAAGUAACCCAACACAUGUCUGGAUAUAUAGAAAAGGUUUCUGAUGAUUAUGGUAUCAUGAGAAUUGUCAGUGCAUCAGUGGAUAAUACCUACUUGUACUUUAGGAAGGAAGUCCUCUAUAUUGAUGGAAAGUUGUUUCCAAAAGAUAUCUGUCUUCAGGUGAAAGAACAAGGGAGACAGUGCAAUGCAGAAGGGAAGACUAUGCUGCCAAAAAAUAUUGAUGGUUAUCAGGUUACUAUGGAAGCAACAUUGCUGUGGAUUGGAAGGAAACCAUCAGUUGAAUCUGGAAAAUUUACACCAGAUUGCUCAGAGAACCCUCAGCAUGUACAAAUCACUGAUUGUAGUGAUUACAAAGAACUUUGUGCUGCAAAAAUGCAAACUGAAUGUUACACCAGGCCUGGUAAGGUCCUUCAUAUUGCUGAAGGAGUGAAGGUGGGCAGUAUCUUCAUUGUAGACAAACAUUAUGGACUUGUCAUUUGCUCAAAUAUCAUUGCUGCCUUUUCCAGUGAUACCUUCUAUGUGAAUGGAGACAAAUUCAGCAAUAAGUAUAGUUCCUUGGAUGAAUUUUGCUCAGAUAGAAAGAUUACUGUAAGAGCUGUGAUAGUGACUCUAAAAGCACCAAAAGUUGUGCUGAACUGUGCAGUUAUGUGUGAAGCUAUUUGUACUUGGAUUGGACAAGAGCCACGUGACCUCACACACUUACAAAAACAACAUCUCAUUAAAAAAAACAGAUCUGAUAUUCCCAAGUUAUUACACAAAUCUUUGCUAUACUUUGUGGGAAAAAUAAGUCCUGUUUCUAAAGAUGUUGCACUGCUUGCCAGUACAACUCCUGAGGGAACAUCAAAAGUUCUCUUUUCAAAAGAAAAUGUUUUUAUAAAUGGAAGUGUUGUAGCUAAAGAUGACAUUUUUGAAAAAUGGAAGAGGACCUCCUCUCAUAGUUGGUGGUCUGUUCUUGCUUGUCCUAUAUCUACAAAAGAUAUAAUGGGUCAUUCAGUGUGCUACUCUGCUGUUGCAGUUUGGGAUAUGAGUCAUCACCACAAAAUGAGAAAAGUGUUACCCUUAGUAGCUUGUCAGCUAAAUGAUAAACCUGAUAAACAAGAGCAUUGCUCAAAUGGGAAAUUCAGUGGAUCAAAUAAAGCAACAUUAGACACACCAGAAGCUUUGUUACACAACUUGCAGCUUAAGGAUUCCAGCAAAGAGAAGUUGCUACAGGUUAAAGGGUCAUCACAAUUGAAUGACUCCUCAGAGAUAAUCUCCAGCAUUACCAAAGAAUCUUCUAAAGAUGAUACUAUUGUCUCCUCUAUUGACUUAGCACUUUAUGUUUCUAAAAAAGAAUUUUGUGGAAAACACAUUACAGGAUAUAUUGUGAAAAAGACUGGAAGAGGGGGUGUAGCUCAGUGGAAAAGCCAGCUCUUUGAAGGCUUUGUUUUUAUUGAAUUUAGUAUAGAAAGUUUAUACCUUGACUUGGAGCUUAUUGUUGAAAUAUGGAGAGUCAGUGAUGUGAAGUCAAGACCAUGUAACUUUUAUGUAAUUCCUGUACCACAUCAUAAAGUUGGAGAAUACAUGGUGAGUCUCAAGGCAACCUGUGGCUGGAUGGGAAAGAAACCAUCACACCUUCCAUCACCUGGCACUCAGCUCUUGGCAAAAAUUGAUCUGAGUAGUGUUCAUGUGACUCAACCAAAUGAUAUCCAAGAUAGCGAAUUAGAAAUGGUGCAGGUACCCCGAGCAUGUUAUCAGAAUGGUAAUACUGUAAAUGAAAGAAACCCUGCAAAGAAUCCUGUUCAGUUAGAGUUAUCUGUCACUAACGAAAAAUUCAAGAACAAGAUGCAGGAAACUAAAAAUGAAGAAGCUUCAAGGACAGGCUGCGAAAUACAAAAGCCAGCACAACCUGUGUUACCUUCUAAACUUCCAAAUGCUGACAAAAAUAAAUGUGGAAAAAUCUGGGAAGACAAGAACAAGAAGAAAGUUCAUCGUCAAGGUACCAUUGUCGAGGUUCACUCUAGUGUGGGUCAGCUAAAGGGAGAAGAUGGAAGUCUGCACUACUUUCCUCGUGAAAGCUGUUACCUGUAUGGUGUCCCACUUCAUAAUGUCGAGCUGUGGCAUGUCCUUGCUCAAGAUGAUCCUGUUCUGUACACUGUUAUGGAGCUUGUCCCAGGUAUGAUGAAGGUUCAGAAGGUGUGGCUUGGAGCUCUUGAACUUCCAGAUAAGAAAAUAGCAAGUGAAUACAUUUUUGCUUGGUGUCAAAUGAAGUUGGUGCCAGAUGGUGCUCGAGAUAUCUUGAUAAGUCAGCUAGAGAUGCUGUGAUGCUGGUGCCUCACCGUUCAGUUGGUGCCCACUUUGAGUUGUGAAACUUUAGGUAAGAAGGAAUUGUCAUAGCAGUUCCAUACAUACAUUUUCAACGUAUCAAAGACAGGCUAUGGCUCAUAUAUAAACAUGUCUGUGUGUGCAUGUGUGUGCAUGCGUGCUUGCGUGUGUGCGUGCGCGUGUGCCUUUGCACAAAAAGUUUCUCUUACAUUUUGUUAAUACAUCUCUGAUUACUCUUGUUAUGCAUGAUGGCAAGAAAUUAAUAUAUAAUGGUAACUUACAUGUAUUUUUUGUUUUUGAUGUUAUGGAUUGUUAAAGUUUGGACACAUAAACUGUUACAAUUUUAACUUCAAACCUAAAUAAUUUCACCUCAGUAUUUGACAAAAAGAUCUAUGUGUAUGUUCAUCCAAUUGUAAGUUUAACUGACCUUGAUGCAUAGCCAUAUCUGCAGAAAUUUAUCACACUUAAGUCCCAUGCAAUCCUAGUGCCUUAGAACAAAUGUCACUCAUCCCCUUUUCUUCCAUCCAUCUAAGUAGAUGAAAAUCACUCACCUUCUAUUUCGAUUGUUUCAGUGAAGCUUUUGAACUUUUUGAUUUUUGUCCUUAUCCUUGCCCCUUCAUCCUGUAAUUUGUAAAUCUAGUUAUCCUGAGCCAAUCGAUCAACCAUCAAUAAGGUGUUCUUGUCCGUACCAUAAGAAUCUAAGUUACUUGAAACAGAUUAUACUUUUGUUUUUAAUGUAUCAGGAAGUAUUCUGUCCAUUAUUGGGUCUUCUGAUCCAAGAUUUCUUGAAAUUCAACAGAUACUCAAAAAUUCAAAGUUUCUUUACAAAUAGAAUAGUCAUGAACACUAACCUGUAGUGAUGCCCUGACAUUGACAUGGCUCAGGAUGACCAUAAUAAUGAACAUUGUGCCAAACAUACAUUUGUGUCUAUAGUUAUUUGGAUGAUGCUGAUAAAUGCAAAUAAAACUUAAUAUGAGUUCUCCUGUGUAUGCAAAGGAGUGGGAGAUAGAUAUCUGUUGCAUGCAAGGUUGUAUGCAAGUCCUUUCUUUUUCCUCUGCAAAUUCACUUGUAAAUAUCGUAUCGCCACAGCUUCCUGAAGUAGUCUUGGUUUUGGUCAUGAAGCCAACUUUUGGGACUUGUGUAAUGAUUUUAUUUUAUAAGAUGAUAAAAUUGAUAUCAUUAUGAUGUGUAACAAAUUCAUUUUAUAUUGUUUACUCAUGAAAAUUGAAGGGACUUGUUCUUUUUAUGAAUAAUUACAAUUUGUAAUAUGAAAGACAAACCUUGAAGUAGGAUGCUGUGACAUAAUGAAUAUAUUAUUAUUGAUAUAUUGAAGAUUGUUCUACUGUGCUAUUACUAAUAGAUUUAAGAUAUUAACAGUUACUGUGUAAUAAGUUGAAGCUGCUUGUAUGACUUGGAGUAAUUGGAAAUGAUAAAGGAUAGGAGACAGAAUUUGUUGUGCAGUUGAAUUAUAGAGAGUAUUGAUGUGUUUAAUAAUGGAUUUCUCUCAAGAUCAUUUGAAUUUCAUAAGAACUUUAAAGUAAGUUAUAUUUUAGAUAAAACCAUAAUAUUCCAAGUACAAAUCAAGUAUCAGCUCCCAUGUCAAAGGUGAUUAAAGUGUGCUCUGAGUUCUCUUUCAUGGUUGGUUAUGCCAGCAUCCUUGUGGUUAGUCUUUAUGCUUAUGUGGGCUGCCAUUCACUCACCACUCCCAAUGAUUGUAUUGCGGAUUUGUUUUAAACAGCACUGUACAAAACUCAUGGAAAAUAUAUAAUUCUUGAACUAAAGAUAAUGCAAACAGUUUAACAAAAUACUUUUCUUAAAUAAAGACAGCUCUCUUUCUUCUCACAAAAUUACAUGCACACUCUUCACUCAAAACUCUAAAUUAAAUAUGGUGACUCCUACACCAGCCUCUGAAUCCCUGUCUGGGGAGGGUAUCACAAGUGUCCGCAGGUCAGACUGCCCUCCUGGUAUCGACCCCAAAUGUCUUGACAUUCUCCUCAACUUUUUCUUCAUUAACUUCUGCAAACAUUCACAGCCUUAGUUCUAAUUUUCAAUCUGUAGAACACCACCUCUCCUCUGCUGAAUAUCAUCAUCUUUUCCUCACUGAAACACAGGUAUCUGAGACAGCUGACAGUAGCCCCUUCUUUAUUCCCUCCUACUUUCUCUAUUCUCAUUUUCAUUUCAAAGUUGGAUAUUGCAUCUAUGUGCACAAUGACCUAAUUUGCUCUCGUGGCCACACUCUUGAAGCUUCCAAAUUUUCUACCAUCUAGCUAUGACUACAGAGUCAUCCCCCCAGCUGCUAAAUCUGAGCAAGGGCCUAAUUUGUUCAUGUAUGGAGUGUGCUUCACAUGUAUGGGGGAGUUCCACUCUUACUUCUCUUUUAGACAGGGUGGAAUCAAAAGCUUUUUGUCUUAUCAACUCCUCUCUUUUGACUGACUGUCUUCAGCCUCUCUGUCAUCACUGCAAUAUUGUAUCUCUUGCUAUCUUCUACCACUAUUUUCAUGCUAGCUGCACUUCUGAUCUUGCUAACUGCAUGCCUCUCCUCCUCCUUCAGCAUCACUGCACAAGACUUUAUUCUUUCUCUCACCCCUAUUCUGUCCACCUUUAAUGCAAGAGUUAACCACUAGUCUCAAUCAUUCAUCCCUUUCUCUGGUAAACUGUGCUUCUUCCUAUCUUGAACUCUUUCAAGAGGGAGGUUUCAAGGCACUUAUCCUCUGUUAUUUGAUCUGUUAUUUGAUCUUUCUAUGGGAACUGGCAUUCAAGUGGCCCUUUUCUUUAAUCCAAAUUUUUGUUGCCUUUGGCCAGUAGCCCUCUUACAUAAAAAAAAAAUUUAAUUUAAUUUAAUUUAAUUAAUUAAUUAAUUAAAAUAAUAACAUAUAUCAACAGGCAUAUAAGAUGCAGCUCACUUCACUGUGAUUUUACUUCAUUAAGUGAUAUGUUCCUUUCUCAUGAGGCCAAUGUCAGAAACAGUAUUAUGAUAUCUACACACACACACACACACACACACACACACACACACACACACACACACAUUAGAAGUGCUGACUCCAUCAGCGAACCACUCGCCUUUUUUAGUAUGAGUCUUGUAAAGUUAUUUUGGUAAAAUACCAUUGUUAUCUUCUUUUAAUCAUUAUUAGUAUUAGUAUUAUAUUAUGUCUGCUCCCCCGAAUAUUUCCAGCUUGUGGGAUGUUUACUUGUUCUGAAUAUCUACAUCAUUCUUUGAUAAUUUUGAAAAUCAGAUUCUGAGCUUCAAUGAAUUAGCCUUACCCAGCAGAUGGCAGCUCACCAAGCCAGAAAACAAUGUGCAGUUUGUCUCAGUUUUUUUUUGCUAUUUAAGUUUUUGUCUUUUCUUGUUUUUUCUGGUAUUUUCUGUAUCACUUUACACUUCAUAAUGUUUUAUAUGCCUUAUCCAGUUAUGUCACUAAUUUUUCUCCACAUGGCUAAAUUCAUGCUAUUUGUCAAUUAUUUGUUAUGCUGAUGGUGUCAGCUCAAAGUGUGCAUAUCAGUCCCUUACUAGUUUAGCCAUCUCUCACAGCACACUCACAUUGUUCUUUUCAGUAUGUUCCAAGCCUUUCAAUUUGUCUUUAAUGGUACAGAGUGUAUAAACAUGAAGCAUUACACUUCCUUCAAAUGAAAGUCCAGUCAUAAUUGCAAACUCUGUGCAGCUGUUGUAUCCAAGUGUUGUAGUUAUUCCUUUAUGUAAAUUCAUUUACUGAAUAAGUGUUAUACAGGGUGUAACACGAGUUUCUGCAGAUAUUGCCAUAGAUAAAAAUACAGAAUAUUAAUGGAAAAUGUUCUGUGUACACAUGCAUUUUGAGGCUUUGUUUACCCGAGGCAUGAAAUUCAAGUGUGUCCUGCAUCAGAUACAAUGGCUGGCCCAGGCUAUGGCACCAUGCCUACCCAGACAAGGAGUGGGAAGCAGCGAGACUAGCAGCAAAUCAGCUGAAUGUUAGUCAGAUCACGUAGUUUCUUUCCUAGACAGUGACAGUGAAUAUGUUCUGAUAAUAUUACAUAUGUAAAAGUAAUGUGGAGUAUGUAGAAAUGGUGUUUCUCUGCCAUGGUUUCCUGCUCGGCCUGGCCAUUGUACCAAUUGCCAGGCCACACUUGAAUUUUGUGCCAUGGCUAAAUGGCACCUCAAAACACAUAUGUACAUAGAACAUUUUCAACUUAAAAUAACUGUACUUUUACCUCUGGCAAUAUUUACAGAAUCUCGUGUUGCACCCUGUAUGUAAUCAGUUUGAUAUGCAGUUUUGCCAAAUAUUUAACCUGAGAUUUUUAGAUUUAUUGAUUAUAUAGCCAGCUUCUCAACUCAUCAAAACUACAAAUGUAAUUAGUGUUUUGAUAGAAUGAAGUCCUGUAUAUUUUGAAGGUAUUGAAAUGGCUAUUUAGCAUAAUAAAGAACCGUGUUUUAUCAUUGACAAUGGGUUUGGGUUCUUUGGGUUUACUUUGGGUUUACACCCAGUAGAAUCCAAACCAAAGUUGAGAACUGUACCAAGAUUAUGUUCUGGAUGUAAUGUAAUCAAAUAAACCGUGGGGGAAGGGAG
Molecule: messenger RNA, 9024 nt
Organism: Scylla paramamosain (green mud crab)
Lineage: Eukaryota; Metazoa; Arthropoda; Malacostraca; Decapoda; Portunidae
Exons: 5
Coding region: 629-4483 (1284 amino acids)
Source: RefSeq, a predicted model, not a curated record